AUGAGUGAACCGGAGCCAACAGCGUUAUGGCUUCCUGACGAGGUCCUCUUCAAUAUCUUGUCCACGUUACAGGACAGUGACGACCCUGAUGCAAUCUCCACCAAAGAAGCAAACAUAACCCUCUUCAACGCGUGCUUGGCAUCAAGGCGACUCGAAAGCCUUGCUCAAAGAGUCCUGUAUCGCUGCAUCGAUGCACGGUCAUCAAAGUGUCUUUUAACACUUGGCCAAAAUCCUCAUCUGUGUCGUCUGGUUCGAGAGCUGUAUUGCCCUUACGAUGAAGAAGUAGUGAAUGCCUUGCUACACCCACAUUUUCGAAAUUAUAUAUGGCUCCCAUCCUCAUGGAGUGCCAGUUUUCCGAACUGGCUCGAAAGUGAACAUGGCCGGCAGGAAUACUACGGCCAGGCAACAGCCUUCUGGGUGCAGAGGCUGCCCAACCUGAAUAGGCUCACUAUCAGCCUGAGCUACGACAUGAAAGCCUUGACGGAAAUGGUACAAAAGAGUUUGAACGGGCAGCCAAGGCGAUUCCCGCGGUUGACGAGAAUCGAUUUCAAGCUUUGUCCAAGCGGUAUACCACCGUGCAUCCAGCCGAGCUUGAUUCUAUUUCAGCUGCCCUUUCUCAAAACAGUGACCAUCCAUGACAUGCCCUUUUUUGCUAAAAGCAGCAGCGGGGACUUGGAAAUGCCAAAGAAUGCCUGCAAACGACUCGAAAGGCUUGACGCCGACUUUGCAUGGAUCACACCCGGCAGCUUGCGAAAUCUGCUGUCAGUCUGCGAGAGUCUCCGCUUCCUGGACAUCAAGGUCAGAACAAUGCUAUCAACAACGUGUGAUCCCUUCAACUACCGUCUUGGUGAUUGGAUUCAACACUGCCACGCCUUGGAGAGUCUUGACCUUCAAAUCAAGGCAUCCAGGCGGUGGACGAACGGGUUGACUGGUGGAAGGGAGGUUCAGGAGCAGACAUGGGCUGCAAACAACAUUGGAUCACUCCAGAACCUGACCCGUCUCAAGAGAUUCUCCUUGAGCGUGGAGCUUCGUCACUUGACGGUGCCAGGACCCUCCGUUCCCCCUCCCAGUCCGUCGAAGCUUGACUUUGAACUCAUGCUUCCAACCUCGAUUGAGCAAUUUGAGAUCAGGAAGAUCGGUAUUCCGGACUACAAGGCUUUUGUAAGGAACAUACGCGAACUUCUCCAGUCAAAGCGGCUUACGAAUUUGUUUCAAGUAUCUGUGGCAGCUCAUUUGAAGCCACAUCAUGUUGCACAUCCGUCCUGGGAGGUACAGUUGCAUGGGCCUGGCCAGUUUGACAAAGUCCUUCAGUUGGUGCAAAAGGAUCGUAAGGGGACGAUCCAAUCUUCGCGCUAUGAUCAGGACGCAUGA
Messenger RNA from Fusarium oxysporum Fo47, 1371 nucleotides. RefSeq lists its product as uncharacterized. The transcript has a single exon. The coding region runs from base 1 to 1371 and encodes 456 amino acids. Lineage: Eukaryota; Fungi; Ascomycota; Sordariomycetes; Hypocreales; Nectriaceae. The record is from RefSeq and is a predicted model, not a curated record.